CAGGAGCAGCAUUCAGUAGUAGUGUCGUUCUUUCGUUCUUCUCGUAUCGAGGAAAUAUUUUUUCCGAGGAUCGUAUCGUGCAGUUUUUUCUUCGCAAACGUCACAAUUGGAUCCGUCAAUUUUCCUAUGGAGUUGAGAAAAGCGCAUUCGCUGGAAGGCAACUCGAGCUGGUUGGCGGAACGCGGGGUUAACUGGAUUUCAUAGAUCCCACGAAGAUUUUCAUCGUGACAAAGGAGGAGCAGUGCGUCGGAGAAAAGUUUCGCGCAUCAACUUGACGCGACGUUGAUGUGUGAUACGGAACGAGGCAUCAGUGAGAAACAAUACCGAAGAGGAAAACAAGAAGCAGCGUAGUGUGCGUGCGCGCGCAGAAUUGUGGCAAAUACACACAUGCAUAGUUGAGACAAGGUGCAUUUGGCCAUUAGAUCGAAUGGGUGAAAGAGCGAGACGUAGAUACGCGGGCGCUCCUAUGUGUGUGUGUGUUGUCUUUUGGGAUCCGCGCGCGCUACUUUUUUAGGACAGUGAGCUAGAAGAAAAAUAAGAAUCGUUUUAACUGGGGGAAGGAGGGUGUACAUUUAAUAAUAAAAAUAAGAAACCAUGGAUUCAGAAGAAGAGACACUCUAUGAUGAUGUAGAUUCCGGUAAUGAAUCUAGCGGCGAUGAUGUCGAUUUUGCCAUGGAAAUUGAGUCAGGAAAUCCUCGUGAAAGAGCAAAUGAAGUUGAUGAGUAUCCAUUUGAAGUACUCUCCACCGAAGAAAUUGUACAACAUAUGGUAGAUUCUAUAAAAGAAGUAAAUACCGUAGUAGAAAUUCCAGCUACAACAACAAGAAUAUUAUUAAACCAUUUUAAAUGGGAUAAAGAAAAAUUAAUGGAAAGAUUUUAUGAUGGUGAUCAAGAAAAAUUGUUUGCAGAAGCUCAUGUAAUUAAUCCAUUUAGAAAAGGUCAAGUUAUUAGUAGAAAUCGCUCUUCACAAAAUUUAAUGCCAAGACACACUUCGAAUGGAACGGAAGAAUGUGGAGUUUGUUUUAUGAUUUUACCAUCAUCUAUGAUGACCGGUUUAGAGUGUGGUCAUCGUUUUUGUACAAGUUGUUGGGGUGAAUAUCUUACAACAAAAAUUAUGGAGGAAGGAGUGGGCCAGACAAUAGCUUGCGCCGCUCAUGCCUGCAACAUUUUGGUGGACGAUGCUAGUGUUAUGCGUCUUGUAAAAGAUUCAAAAGUCAAAUUAAAAUAUCAACAUCUUAUUACGAACAGUUUUGUUGAAUGUAAUAGGCUUCUAAGGUGGUGUCCAUCUCCAGACUGUAAUAAUGCUAUUAAAGUUCAAUACGUGGAAUCGAAACCCGUUACCUGCAAGUGCAAUCAUACCUUCUGUUUUCAUUGUGGUGAGAAUUGGCACGAUCCAGUCAAGUGUCACCUACUUCGCAGAUGGAUAAAAAAGUGCGAUGACGACUCGGAAACGUCGAACUGGAUCGCUGCGAAUACAAAGGAAUGUCCAAAAUGCAACGUAACGAUCGAGAAAGACGGCGGUUGUAAUCACAUGGUCUGCAAAAAUCAGAAUUGUAAGACUGAGUUCUGUUGGGUUUGCCUCGGUCAGUGGGAACCACACGGCUCGAGCUGGUAUAAUUGUAAUAGAUACGAUGAGGAGGACGCAAAAGUGGCAAGGGAUGCUCAAGAGAAGUCGAGGUCUGCCCUCCAGAGAUACUUGUUUUAUUGUAACAGAUACAUGAAUCAUAUGCAGUCCCUUAAAUUUGAGAGUAAAUUGUAUGCGAGUGUGAAGGAGAAAAUGGAAGAAAUGCAGCAACACAAUAUGUCUUGGAUCGAGGUGCAGUUUCUGAAAAAAGCUGUAGAUAUAUUAUGCUCUUGCAGACAGACCCUCAUGUAUACCUACGUGUUUGCUUAUUAUCUUCGAAAAAAUAAUCAGUCUGUGAUCUUUGAAGAUAAUCAAAAGGAUUUGGAGAGUGCUACGGAAUGUCUUUCAGAGUAUCUUGAAAGGGACAUAACUAGUGAAAAUUUGGCUGAUAUUAAACAAAAAGUUCAAGACAAGUAUAGAUAUUGUGACAGUCGAAGGAAAGUGCUCUUAGAACAUGUACACGAAGGUUAUGAAAAGGAAUGGUGGGAUUAUAUGGAUUAAGGUAUUGGAAGUUGUUUUCAUGCGAUCUCUCAUUGAAUAUGAGAAAAAAAGAACUUCCGAACUUUACUCCAGCUGUGAUAAACCAUAAAAGCUGAGAAGAGACAUUAAAGAAUUAUGGAUCAUUAAACUGUAUAAGAUAUUAUAUACAUUGUAACAUAACACCUAUGUUGAUGGAUAUAAUAUGGUUACAACCAUUGAUCUUAUUAAAGAGAAAUUUAAAUUAAAAUUCGCCAAUAGGCUAAAUACAAGAUUAUAAUUGUGUGGUUUUAAAGAAAAUGAAAAGACUCGAGUCUUUAUUUCUAUUGUUAUUAUCACCCUAACGUUUUUUCUCAAAUUAAGUGGUGAUGAAUCUUAUGAUUUAUUCAUUUAUAUUGGCCACAGCUAUGAACAGUAUAAAUUCAAGAUAAUACUACCAAUUUCAUAAUAAAAAUACAAUCGAUCAUUUAUUCAUUAUUCAAUCCAUAGUUAUUAGCCUGAUCUGCACAGCAUUUUGUCAAACGAGUCAUUGUAAAUUGAAGGUUAUAAAACGGAAAAAAAAAAUUUUAAAAAAGGUGCUUUAAAUAUAAGUGAUUGUGUGAUCGAGAUGUCAGGAAGAACCGUGCAGUUUUUACUUUCAUAAUUCAUUGUUUUAAACUGCUUUCUUCUAUCGUUGGUCAGAGUGCAUACAAAUUCAUCUAUUUGGUGUAUAUAUUUGUGCAACAAAUGAUAAAAUGGAAGGAAAUUGUUAUUCAUGCAACAUCAAACUCGAAAGGCUAUUUACUAAGAUAAAAUAAUACAGAGUGGCUGAGUAACUUAAUGAACAUGAUCCGUGUCUCUCUUGAUAUUGGACAAGAUUAAGCCUACGUUUCAACUAGGAAACUUCAAACUGAAUUAUUCACUUCAGAAGAUUUACAAGAAUCGAUAGUAAACUGUCAGCAAUAUGCUUUUAAAACGUUCAUUGUAAAUUAUUAUUUUUAUAAAUAAUUUAACUGAGAUUCUUACAGAUAUGGGCCUAUUCAGUUACUAUGACUUUUCAUUAUGCUAUUUAUUUACAUAUUUACAUUUUUA
Molecule: messenger RNA, 3171 nt
Organism: Ceratosolen solmsi marchali
Lineage: Eukaryota; Metazoa; Arthropoda; Insecta; Hymenoptera; Agaonidae
Gene: ari-1
Product: E3 ubiquitin-protein ligase ariadne-1
Exons: 8
Coding region: 595-2124 (509 amino acids)
Biological process (GO): protein ubiquitination
Molecular function (GO): ubiquitin-protein transferase activity; zinc ion binding
Source: RefSeq, a predicted model, not a curated record